ACGGAAGUAAUUCGGGAAGCUCUGACUUGGCUCUGACGUGGCCAAAUAAUAACCGCCAUCUUGAGGAAGGAAACGCCUUGAAAGAGGAAAGGAUUGAAAACAACUUUUACCUCCUGCCAAAGUUGAAUCCGUCGUCGUUCACUAUGGGGAAUUUAUUUGCAAGCCUCUUUAAAGCAUUUGGCAAGAAAGAGAUGAGGAUCCUCAUGGUGGGUCUCGAUGCCGCUGGUAAAACUACUAUCCUGUACAAGCUCAAACUAGGAGAAAUUGUAACUACCAUUCCAACUAUAGGUUUUAACGUUGAGACAGUAGAGUACAAGAACAUAAGCUUUACAGUGUGGGAUGUAGGUGGUCAAGACAAAAUUCGACCGUUGUGGCGCCACUACUUCCAGAACACACAGGGUCUCAUCUUUGUUGUGGACAGCAAUGACAGAGAGCGUGUCAACGAAGCCCGUGAAGAGCUGAUGAGAAUGUUAGCAGAAGACGAACUACGAGAGGCAGUGUUAUUAGUAUUUGCAAACAAACAGGACCUCCCAAAUGCUAUGAACGCGGCUGAAAUCACAGACAAGUUGGGACUGCACUCCCUCCGCCAUAGAAACUGGUACAUCCAAGCUACCUGUGCCACAAGCGGAGAUGGUCUCUACGAAGGACUGGAUUGGUUGUCUAAUCAGCUCAAAAACCAGAAAUAGGCCUCCAAUUCGUCCACUGUCCUCUUCAACUGACAUAUUCCCUUUUCACACUACUGUGCUGACCUAAAUCGUACAGUGAUUUCUUUCACAUUGUCCUUUCCAAUGCAGUUCUAGGAACUGGGUUAGAUGAGUUACCAGGAUGGCACAGUACAGCAUGAGUCGGCUCAGUAGUGUGAAAAGGGUAACACUGUAUCUUCUCUCUACCUUUUGCUUUGUACUCUUCUGAUGUUGCAAAUUGAGCUACUUUUGUCAAAAAGUACCUACUGGAAAGCUGCCCUCAUUUCUCAGCUCUAGUUAAAACAAUGCACCAUAUGGGCCAAGGGGGAUAAUAACCCCAUCUUGGAAAGCUGUCAGGUUUCUUAUUUAAUGUAAAUAGUCUUGUUUUUUGGGAGAGGGGUGGGUAAUGAGGCAGCUGAUUGCACACAUCCACCGUGGUUAUUUCCUCUUGGCCCUUGGGCAGAUGUACACGUGAGUAGUAAAUGGAAAAGGGAGGCAAAAACUUUACAUUAACCAGCUAACAUGGGUUUCUAUAUUUCACCCCUACAUUUAAUGACUACAUUAUACAUUAAGUCAGCUGGUAAUUUGUACUGUACGUGGGGGGGUUCAUGCAUACAUACAGAUGCACUACUUGCAACGAAUAUGGUUUAAUACCUCUGAAUGCUACAAUAUCCAGCUCCCCCAAAAUACAAUUUAGCAAAACACUGGCAUUACCUAGUUGUACUGUGAGAAUAUUAUUGAGAUGAAGCCUAAAAUAGAGGUCCGUGGUCUUCAAAGUCAGUAACUCUUGUCUUCAAAGUCAGUAACUCUUGUCAACACUUACCAGCAUUUGUUGUGUCUGAUCAUGCUGGCUUUCAUUGAGAUGUUGCUGUGGCUGCCAUGCAGAGUAACUGUUCUAUGAAUCUCAUCUUUCACCUUCUGAUGGACAGGGGUGCUGUCUGGUCGGCAUUAUGUUUGUAUGACAUUGUCUCCAGUAAAUAAUCAUGUGUACUGCCUUUGUUGCAGUGAGCCAUAAUUUAAUAGCAAAAAAAGUGCAUGAUGUUGGACAAGCAACAAGUGCAUGUUUGAGAUGCACAGAUUGUGCAAAUCAACAGGAAUUCACAUGCCUGGAAAAGCAGAAUUCCUUCCUGCCUAUCCAUUUGUUAUAAUAAUCCCAUAUGCUGUGCUGAAUCUAAUCUCUCAAACACUGAUUGUAAGUGGGACUAGCUAAUUGAUUGUUUACAUUUUUGGACUGCACAAGCAUUCUGUCGUUCACUCUCUUAGCAGCAGAUGCUCAAGGGUUGGAAUGCCUGGGUAUCCUCAACAUCAGCCUCACAAUGACUCAGCGCCACAAGAACCUUCUAACUCAAGGUGUAUGCUUUACGAUUUACUGGUAUGACAAAAGCAGUUGUAGGCCUGCAUUAGCCUCCAUUAUCGUAACCUGAAGACAUUGUUUUCAUGCCUUUAGUGAGAAUGAUGAAAAUAUUGUUUCGGAAGGAGGCAUGUAUCAUGUAUGUCAUUGGCCAUAUGAAAUCUGUAUGAUGUCCAUUUUUUCAAAUUAGUGCUAGUACUUUUUCUCCUUUGUAGCUCAUGUCGUCCGUGGCUAUCUUCUGAGGGGAUACUUUUGUCCUCGUGUCAAAGAAACAUGCAAAACCUUUGAGCUUAUCAAAAGGUUCUGGGUGUUGUUCCACCAGAGUGCUAUGGGAAUAUAUUUUAUCUUUUAAAGCAAGUUGUUGGAUAAAAAAAAACUAACUGAUUGCCUGAACUUUUGUUGAAAUCAUGUUUAUUUCUUAGGUAAAACUGUCUAAACAUGUUUUAUUUUUUAUGUAACGUUAUUCCGGCUUUCAUUUUUGUGUGAGAAAAGCACUGUAAUUAAAGCAAUUAGAGAAACUUUA
This is a messenger RNA of Esox lucius (northern pike), 2557 nucleotides long. RefSeq names its product ADP-ribosylation factor 1 (gene arf1). The transcript has 5 exons. Gene Ontology annotation, molecular function: GTP binding; GTPase activity. Gene Ontology annotation, cellular component: plasma membrane; cytoplasm. Gene Ontology annotation, biological process: vesicle-mediated transport; intracellular protein transport. The coding region runs from base 144 to 686 and encodes 180 amino acids. The record is from RefSeq and is a predicted model, not a curated record. Lineage: Eukaryota; Metazoa; Chordata; Actinopteri; Esociformes; Esocidae.